This is a messenger RNA of Periconia digitata, 403 nucleotides long. Lineage: Eukaryota; Fungi; Ascomycota; Dothideomycetes; Pleosporales; Periconiaceae. The record is from the annotation of a GenBank genome assembly.
AUGAAAAAUAAAAACAGCUUAUGUAUCCGCCCUUCCCAUCUCUCUCGAAUCCCCGUCUUCUACAACCCACAAGUAUCGACAUCCACACAACCCCUCUCUACCACGAAUUUGUCAUCCCCAACAAAUAAAAGCAAUCACCCCUCCAUUGUUAUUGUUUACUCCCUCGCCUCCACGCAAACGCGCGACCUUCGCGUCACUUUCGCCCCACCCCCCUCCAUCCAUGCAAGCCCAACAUAUAUGUAAGCCACGCAUACAACGCAUAAACGACCGGCAACCUCUCGUAUUCCAUCCCGUCUCAGCUUACACCUGUGUAAGAACGGCGCAGGGGAACUAUCAAAACCCCUCCAUCCAUGCAGAUUAUCUGAGUGCAAUUAAGAAAACCACACGCAUGUAUAUGUAUGCA